Messenger RNA from Nymphaea colorata (pocket water lily), 2490 nucleotides. RefSeq names its product plant-specific TFIIB-related protein 1. Gene Ontology annotation, biological process: DNA-templated transcription initiation; transcription preinitiation complex assembly. The coding region runs from base 642 to 2225 and encodes 527 amino acids. Gene Ontology annotation, cellular component: transcription preinitiation complex; nucleus. Gene Ontology annotation, molecular function: TBP-class protein binding. The transcript is spliced from 3 exons. The record is from RefSeq and is a predicted model, not a curated record. NCBI's taxonomy places the organism in Eukaryota, Viridiplantae, Streptophyta, Magnoliopsida, Nymphaeales, Nymphaeaceae.
GGCCGGUGAGUUGCUGGGCUUUGCUCAAGGACGAACCUUUGCUUCAGUGGACGCGGCAGUGCUUGGGGGUGGAUGGAUAGGCCUGCUUCUUCGUGCCUCGUGUCAACGGCGUCUUGGUUUUUAACUGUAGUUGGGUGUCAGCGAAGUUGUUAUGAAGUCCAACGUCCAUCUGCCCAACUUUUGUAGAUAUUUUCUGGGUUCUCUUAUACAUGGCUAAGCCUGACGCCGAUGGUUGCUGAAUGGCUAAGCCACGUUACCCGUAAGUAUCGUGGAGCGUAAAGCGAACAAAGAUGUAUAGGCAACGAAAGCCCCAUGGACGUGGACAGACGGUCGGAGAGCGAAACCGGAGGCCACCGAGGAAAGUGGAAAGAGAAAGGUUACAUGAACUUCAAACCGCGAAUCGAAUCUCACGUUAUCAUAUAGGCUAUAGCUAUUAUUUUGAAGUGAAGGCUCCUUGGCAUCACCUCGGCCUUCUCGUUCAUGAGUCUGUGCGUGGGAUGUCUUCCAUUAUUAAAUAAUUUGUUACGUCAGGAUACCCAGCGCCGGGAAACCGUCUCGCCCGAAUUUCCUCUUUCUGCCCUUGACUCUGAUCACACCAUAGCGAGCGAGCGAGCGAGCGAGCGAGAGAGAGAGACAGAGCCAUGAGCCAUCCCGUCCGGUGCCCCUACUGUUUGGGCGCGCAAGGGAGGUGUACGACGUUGCCGUCGUCGGGGAGGGCGGUGACGGAGUGCGCGUCGUGUGGGCGGGUGGUGGAGGAGCACCAGUCCUACGCCCACGACCUGUUUGUCCUCCGGGCUCAGGACUCCCCUCUCUGCGUCGUUACCCCUGAUGUGGCCCAGCUGCCGCUCCCGCCACUCGACAGUGACGAUGCCGAAUGCGACCCCUUCGAGAACACCGGCUUCAUCACCGCCUUCUCCACCUGGUCCCUCGAGCUCCACCCCGUCUUCGCUCACACCACUACCAGCUUUUCAGGGCACCUGGCCGAGAUGGAGCGUGUCCUCCAGUUCGACUCUGCCGACCCUUCCGCCAGCCUCGUCGACAACCUCAGGGCCUACCUGCAGAUCGUCGACGUCUCGUCCAUCUUGGGCGUGGACCGUGACAUCUCAGACCACGCCGUCCAAUUGUUCAGGGAUUGCGCCUCCACCACCUGCCUCAGGAACCGCAAUAUCGAGGCCCUCGCCACCGCUGCCCUGCUUCAGGCUAUCCGGGAAGCACAGGAGCCCAGAACCCUUCAGGAAAUUUCAGCGGCAGCCAAUGUUGCCCAGAAGGAGAUCGGCAAGUACCUCAAGUUUCUGGUGGAGGCACUUAAAUUAAGCCAGCCCAUUAAUAGCAAUUCCAUAUCCGUUCACAUGCCCAGGUUCUGCACGCUCCUCCAACUCGACAAAUCCACUCAGGAUUUGGCAACCUACAUUGGCGAAGUCGUGACAAACAAAUGCUUCUGUACUCGCCGGAAUCCAAUAAGCAUUUCGGCGGCAGCCAUCUACCUAUCCUGCCAGUUGGAAGAUAAGCGGAAAACUCAGGCUGAAAUAUGUAAGGUGACCGGGCUAACGGAGGUUACCCUGCGUAAGGUUUACAAGGAGCUUCUUGAGAACCGUGACGACCUUCUUCCACCCGAUUACACUCCGGCUGUCCCACUGGACAAGGCGUUCCCCAUGACAACUGUCGCCUCCGGCCGCUCAACAUCUCUGAAGCCCGAUGUCGUGGAUCUCUCUUCCUCUUCGACCGGCCAGGCUAAGCUCUUAAAUGACACAACAAAACCCAGAAAGAUUCAAGAAGGUACAGAGGGGGAUCAACACCAACAGGCAGGGAAAGGCAAGGAGAAGGAGGCAGAGUAUCGGGACGCUGCUCUUCGGGGCUCCCCAUUAACGGAAAGAGCAAACAACAACGAUCCGGGUGCCUUACAGUGGCAGUCUUCACUUCUAUUCCGUAUGCCUGCUCUGAGGGAAAGCGGGAGCUCUACAAGGCCAGAAAGAGACAUAGACAUUAAUGAGGCGCAGCCAUGCUCUCGAGAAGAAGGUGACUGCAAGCACAAGGGAGCCGGUUCCGGGAAUUCGGGUGGUUUCCUUCCAGGUAGUGGUUGGCGUUUUUCUGCUUCUCGUUCAACCGAAGCUCAUGCACCGCCAGUCUAUCAAAAAUUGACUGCUGGGUUGAUUGGGCACGUAGAUCAGUUACAAGUCAAGAAGGGGAAUCUCCCAGGCGUUGAAGGCAAAAGCCACAGGAAGUGAACUCUUGUGGGCGUUGGAUAGAGGGAAUCGGUUGAAGGCUACUACUGUAUUCCGAUAUAUCAUAUAUAUAUGACCCUCGCAUUGGACAUUGGUGCUCUCCUUCAUCUUCCCUUUAGCUGUAUGCAUGGAUCCCCAUGAGUGCGAAGUGUAUAAUUAACAAAGAGGGUGCUUGUUGAUGGAGUUGAAUGGAUAGGAGCAUUCAAAUCCUCUGCAACUUGCUCAUUUCCUCAUUUUGUUGUUUAUAGGAGAAGAUAAUGAGAUCCUA